Scatophagus argus is the source of this 4894-nucleotide messenger RNA. RefSeq names its product Sad1 and UNC84 domain containing 2 (gene sun2). Gene Ontology annotation, cellular component: nuclear envelope; meiotic nuclear membrane microtubule tethering complex. Bases 714 to 2561 code for a protein of 615 amino acids. The record is from RefSeq and is a predicted model, not a curated record. Lineage: Eukaryota; Metazoa; Chordata; Actinopteri; Scatophagidae. The transcript is spliced from 16 exons. Gene Ontology annotation, molecular function: protein-membrane adaptor activity. Gene Ontology annotation, biological process: nuclear envelope organization.
GCAGCUUCUUGGUUCAAGAAAUAUUUACCGUUCUUGCUAUUUGCAGCCACUGCAGAAUCAUCUCUUUCGGUAUGAUGGUGUGUCUUUAUUUACAGUAAACAGAGGAAGGCAGCCACAGUGAUGGACUGCUGCUGUGAGGCGUAGUCAAGGGUGACGUUGCUUUUAUUGCCUGUUUACAGCGUCGACACAGGGUGGUGAUGUUCUCACCGCUUUGCUUUUUUCAGUCUGCCAGCCCAAAUCUACAUGUGAGACUAAAAAUCCUCCGAUUGCAUGCAUGGAGCCAGUAGAAGAAGCUAAAAUUAAAGAGAAAGAUGUGCCAAAAGCAAAUGCAGCAAUGUUCAGCAUUGUGUUCUGACAAAGACUUUAGUGGAACAGCAUCCGAGUUGUGCACGAGUACACUAAUCUCCACUGAAUAAAAUAAUUACAUUUGGCUUAAUUAAGACUUAACGCCCUUUUUUGGGGAGUGGAGUCCUCUCACACUGACUUCCUGUCUGCAUGUGCUGAGUGCAAGCAGACACAGCUUCCCUUUCUGCCAUCGCCUGCCGCGCUUUUCAGCAGCAGCAGUAGUUAGUUACUGUCAGGAGGCGAAUUCAAACCAUAACCAGCUUAGUUCUUCUAAGACCCCACUUUUCUUUUAAUGGAGAUUAGGCACAGAAGGAUGCAGGGUGUACUGUAAGGUUACAAGACUGGAUUGCAAAGCAGAUUCGAAAGUCAUGGCUCGUAGGAGUUCUCGCCUGGUGUCCGGCGGCUACUAUAACUCAGAUGAAGAAUCUGAUUCCAGCAGCGUGACGAACAUAUCCUACCGUGAAAACCCUGUAAAGGUUUUCAAGAAAAAGGCAGGGACUCGCAAGGCCGCUAGAGCCAAUAGCAAUGCUAGUUCCACCAGCCCCGAGCCGUCCAACACCACAGACCUGAGUCCUUCUCCUUUGGCCCAGCCGACCAUGAGGACCACAGCCUACGUUCCCACCCCUCGGCCUGCCCUGACCCCGUCGUCCGCGCGGAGUCAGACGCCCCCGCGCUGCCCCUUGGUGCCUCCAGAGAGGAGCCCCCGCCCUGAGCUCUGCAGCUCAGGCAUCCCAGGAUCACACCUGAGACCCAGCCGAGAACAGCUGAGUCCAAGCGGCGUGGACAGCUCAGGGUACUCGUCCUCUGAAGGCCCUCACAGGAAGCCCAUCAGCUGCGGCACCAGUAGGAUCUGUGGGCCCAGUGGGGCUCCCAGUGUUGGAUACAGAGGCAGAAUCAGCCGUGCCCUCUAUAGCCUGAUGGACUCCGUCUCAUUAAUGGCCGUCGCAGUCCGGUCGAAAAUAACACGUCUGGCAGCUUUAGCUAAUACUUCAUUCAGCAGUCGCACGAAGAAGGCCUGCGGUCUGUUCCUUCUGCUCCUCAUCCUGCUUCUGUGUAUUUGGUUCCUCCUUCCUUUGCUGACCUCCCUCUUCUCUCGCAUGACCAUCACAAAGACCCCGUCACAGAUAAAACCUCAGAGUCAGCCUGUUGUCCCUGCCACUCCUCCUCGACUCGACACCUUGCAUCCUACACCUGUGGUGGAUCCGGCUGUUGUUUCUGCUGCUGUAGAAACAAGGAUGAAGCGUGUUAUGGCGGAGCUGCAGCUCAGACAGGAUCAGCUUCUCUCUCAGAUGAAGGACAGACUACAGCUGGACAUGCGAGACAUGAGAGCCAAGCUUGAGGUUGUGGACUCGGACAGUCGGCUCCUCCUGGAGCAGGAGCUUGCUGGGUUGGGCAGGAAGCUGGUGGAUUACCAGACAGAAAGCCAGUCUGCUGCGGCCACCCUCCAAGUCAGGAUCCAAGCUUUGGAGGCCCAGAAUGCCAAGCUGUCCCAGGAGUGGUCGUCCGUCCAGCUCAGCCCUCCUCCAGCUCCUUGUCCUGAUACGAGCACCGACCCUGUCCACAACCAUCUCACCCCGGAGCUCCAGCAGGCCGUGGAGAAGUGGCUCACUGACCGCUUAAAGGAGCACGAUGCUGUCAGACUUGCUGACAAAGGAAGCUGCUCAGACUGUGGACGUCCCAUGGCUGAUAAAAUGGCCGACUUUGCACUGGAGACUCAAGGCGCCAGUGUGGUCAGUACGAGGUGUUCGGAAACAUAUCGUAUUCGUUCAGCGUGUGUGACCCUGUUCGGAUUCCCUCUGUGGUAUCCAUCUGAAAGCCCACGCACCGUUAUUCAGGGCUACCCGGUGCUGCUCCCAGGGAAGUGCUGGGCGUUUCAUGGUGUCCAGGGGACUCUUGUGAUCUCUCUGUCUCACCCGAUCAUGAUAACUCAUGUGACGCUGGACCACCUGCCGCGCUACAACUCCCCCACCGGCCGUAUUGACUCCGCCCCCAAAGACUUUGAAGUCUAUGGAAUGAAAAAUGACACAGAAGAAGGAACACUGCUGGGAACGUUCACUUAUGACGAGAACGGAGAGUCGACGCAGACGUUUAAGCUGCCUAAGCCCAGUGACGUGGUUUACCGAUUUGUGGAGCUGCGUGUCCUCACUAACUGGGGUCAUGUGGAAUAUACGUGUCUUUACCGCUUCCGUGUGCAUGGACAGAUCUCCUCCACGUGAGACGCCAGACUCGCUGAUGACGCGUUCUACCUUAUCAGAAAGUGCAUUUGCAGUCAUUUUAAAAGGUAGAAUUCGAUUGGGAGGUGUGAGAUGCGUUCAGGGCCAAAUGCUACUGAAAAAGAAAGUUUACCAUCAUAUCAUGUCACUCCUGUGUUUUUUGUGCACAAUUUAAAGUGCAAACUUGGCUUUGAAUAAAUGUAUAGAAUGACAUGUAAAAAGUGAUUUUACAAACCAAAAAUCUACCGAGUAAAACCAUCUAGGAGGUUGUGGUAACUUUAUACUUUCAGUCACAUCAGUGUUACGGCAUAAUUUUUGUGUUGUUAUUAAGUACCGUUGUUUUUUUGUCAGGUUGUUCCUAAUUCACAUUCAGCUGCAGAGGAGCAGCUUAGUGUUUCACGCUUUGCUCUUGUUCUCUGACAAGUGAAAGUCAGUGUUUUCGAAUUUACUGAUGCCCAGCUACUCUGGCUGCAAGCUUGCACGCGUUAGUGAUGAAGUGACAUUAGUGAAAGAGGUUCUACAUCGGUACUCAGGGCCUUUAAGGUAUCGACUGAAAUAACCCAGUACCAAGUACUAUCGGAACUCCUCCAUUCAAUCAAUACCUGCGUUUGAUUCUUUUCUGAUGUAGAAAAAGAUGACUAUUUGUGUGGUUUUGGCUGUGGUGAUGGCGAGUGUAGUGUAUUUGAGUGACUGGGUUAAUUCAUUUCAAUUCAAUGCUUUCAAAAUGUAUUCACGUAUUGAAAGAAGUAUCACGUUGGAUGCCGGUGUUUUACUGGUUUUUAAUGAUUCCCCUCCUGAUUAUUGCAGUUUAACAGCUCAGUUUGGUGGUGUGUGUGUGUGGGGGGGUUAACAGCUGUUAAUCCAUUUCUGACAGCUUGUUAUUGAUGUUGUGUCUGAUGGGAUGUACCAUCCUAUGAACAAGAGUCUGAAAUUCCACAGAGGGCAGCAGUGAAUGUUGUUUUUUUAACCAGAAUUGUUUGUUAUUGUCCAGUUCAGAUUGAUUUAAUACUCAUUCAGAAGAUCAAAUAUGCAGCUUUUGUAAUCUUUGUUUAUUUUUCUCUUGAACUCGUCAGGUUCAGUUUCAUUACUGGUACUUGAAUACUUGAAGACCUCCUUUUCUAAACUCUUUGAAUGAUGUCAUGUGUUGACUUCAUGACAAGUUUUCUAUUUCUUUGUAUAUAACACAGUUUUAUAUGAGCUACAGCAACCAGGAGGUUACGGAUGUGUUAUUUAUUUGUAAAAUGAGAAUCUUCAUGUUUCAAGUUAAUGUCUUUAUUUUAAUGACUUUCCAACACGAUGGAUUAGUACGUAACCAUCAGUUUUACUAAUCAAUAUCUCAUAACACACCCGCGUACCCGUUCACGCAAAUGUUGUUUGGGCCGCACACGUCAGUGUCAUUCAGUUUUCUCUGGUGUGUUCUUUGUUUGUUGUAAAGUACACUUAGACAGAAGAUGUUGGAGAAAAUAUUGUUCUUAUUACGAAGUGCACUAUAGGCGAAUCCAGGUAAUAUUCAUACUUUGUUUUCCUCUGCUGAAUACGUACUUGUCUUAAAGGAGAAUAAGGAGAAAGACUGAGGCUAAUAACAUAGAGAAGCUAUUUUAUUUUGACAUAUGUUGGUGAAGAUGAGGUCAUAUUUUUAACUUUGUGAGUUGUGUGGGUUUGAUAUAAAUUAUUUUAAUAUAAUUUCUGCAGAUAACACAUUUAUAAUCUUAAUGUAUUGCAUUUUGUAUUUAAACUUAUAAUGAUUUUAGGUAAUACAAGGACUUUGGUACAGUUCUAAUAUUUUCUCAUUUUACUUAAUUCAAGACCUUAAUUAUGCAUAACCGUGCAUUAAUUUUUGCAGUGCUUAAGAAUCUCUUGAAUGUCCUCAUGGUAGACGCACUUUCGUUUAAUCUUAGUACAAACAUGAUUGGCUUUUGAGAGACAAAUGAUAUGAGUGUUAUUAUUAGCAAAAUGUCUCUUUUCUUACCUAAAAGAGGUGCAUUUUGUCUUCCUGUUUGAAAGCUGUUGAUCAGCCUGUAAAGUCCCGUUGUUUGCAUCUUUGCAUACGCGCGCUCUUUUCUAAGCACAUAAUAUGUUAAUUCUUUUUGACUAUGUUGGUGUAAAUCUGUGCAAGCAGCACACAGAUGCUUCAGUAUAUCGGAGUUAAUUAGGCUCAGAGAUCAGGUCACUAAUUUAAAAAAGCCUAAAAUAAAUAAACAAAUCCAGAUUUUUAUUGUUAAUGAAACAUUUCAUCUGUCAGAUAGUACCUGAGGUGUUCAGAGUAUUUGAGUACUAAUGCUGUAAGCCAAAGUGGGAUGUUGUGUCUGAUUCAUUAAAUAAAACGCUGCAAUAUA